Molecule: messenger RNA, 1538 nt
Organism: Ananas comosus (pineapple)
Lineage: Eukaryota; Viridiplantae; Streptophyta; Magnoliopsida; Poales; Bromeliaceae
Product: oxidation resistance protein 1
Exons: 8
Coding region: 126-1205 (359 amino acids)
Source: RefSeq, a predicted model, not a curated record
UCCUCCCCUUCGUCUCCACUCCUGUCUCUAACCCUAUUAAUACGCCGAGAACGAAGCGGAGCGGAAAUGGAGGAUCUCCUCGUGUUCUCCCAAAUAUAGGAGGGGGUUUUCUUUUUUUCGCGAAAAUGGGCUAUUUUCCCUCGCUCGGGAGCAAAGCGGCGCACUUCGUCUCCGAUAUCACCACCGUUAUCCUCAACCCCAUCUCCGACGAUGAGCCCUCCAAUUUCCCCGAUGAGGAAGAAGUAACAAGUGCAGAAAACGAAGUUCCAGAAGAACAUACUGAUGGCCCUGAUACAUCUUCCUUCACUGCAUUUCUCAUUUCAUUGUUGUCAUCCUCAGACACCAAAAGUCAUCCAAUGGAAAACUCAAGUGAUCAGCAUCAUAUGGAAAAGGGAUAUUCGGCUUCAACAUCAGCCGUAAAGGAUAAUAGUGGGAGGAAGAGUCUGCUUGCUAGAGGCAAGCAAUCAGUUGGAAGAUUAUUUCAUAAAGCAGCCAAAAUAGGUGGUUUGCGGCAAAACCAAGAAUCUAAAGUUGAUAAUAAUAACAUCGUAAACCACUCUGAGCAAGUUGGAAAUGUACUGGGACCUGAGGCUUUGAAGGAACCAGAGUUGGAGUUUAAUUUGCCAGUAAUGUCUGAACCAUCAAUGCUUUUAUCAGACAAUUUGCGAGCUGCUCUUUAUGCUUCUCUUCCAGUAUUGGUUCAAGGAAGGAAUUGGGUGUUGCUUUAUAGUACUUGGAGACACGGGAUAUCUCUAUCUACUCUGUAUAGGAGGAGCAUGCUUUGCCCUGGUUACUCGCUAUUAAUUGUUGGUGAUCGAAAAGGUGCAGUUUUUGGCGGUUUAGUUGAGGUCCCACUGCAACCUACCAAUAAGAAAAAGUACCAGGGAACAAACAACUGCUUUGUUUUCACCGAUCGACCUAGUUUUCCUGUCAUAUAUCGACCAACAGGUAGCAAUCACUAUUUCACUUUGUGCUCCACUGACUUCCUGGCAUUUGGUGGUGGUGGACACUUUGCUCUUUAUCUCGAUGGAGACCUAAUAAAUGGCUCGAGUUCUACUUCAGACACGUUUGACAACCCGUGUCUUGCUCAUUCCCAAGAGUUUGAAGUAAAGGAGGUCGAGUUAUGGGGCUUUGUCUAUGCAUCAAAGUAUGAUGAGAUGGUCACAAUGUGCCGUACAGAGAAGCCGGGAAUUUGGAGAUGGUAAAAAUGCUUCUUGUGCGAAUCUGAGCUCCGUAAGAACUACACUGCAUAAGAUUGAGUGCUUCCUUCUGUGUUUUUUUUGUUCUGCAUCACAUGACUAUGGAGUUUCUGAUCAGGACAACCUGUAUAUAAUAUGUUAGUGUGGGUUUUAUUGCUGUAAAACCAGAAAGAUUAUUAGAACGGAUGUACUCCAAGCCUGAGCGCUACCAUAACGCUCUCUGUACAUGUAUUUUAUCAGCCAAUGACCACGGCUGUAAAUACUAUUUCUGUCCUCUCUCUUUUUUUUUUGACAUUUAUCUGCUACCUUGUUUCUAUUGAGAGGAAGUUAAUUUCAACU